UUUUUAAAAUCACAGUAAGUCGUCCCUCCUAUCGUUAAUGGCUUUAUCCUGCCACUUCAUUUGUCCAUUCCUCGCAUGUCGUUUCCCUUUUAUAUGCUUUUCUGAUUACGAACGUCGGAAUCCUUCAUUUUCCGGCAAGUACUGGUUUUCCGGGGAAUUCCGCGGCGGAUCUGUGCUCAAAUUUCGCUCUAAAUGGUUGCAAAAUAAGAUGUCUUCACCGAUUGAUAUUCAGAUGCUUGUUGCCUCUUUUAGAUCGGAUGCUGGUGAAGCGAAAAGGAGCUUGCAGGAAUCUGCUGAAUUUCCGGGAACUGGUGCAACAACAUCAAGGGACCAGAUGGUUAUGGGAAAGAGGGAGUCAUCAAAGAAAGAUAUAGAAGGGAAAUCGUACUCCCAUGGUGAGAGUGUUCCGCGCAAAGCCAGAUAUGUGAUGGGCACUAUAAAAUGUUUUGGGGUUGAUAUGACCCCAGAAACCAUUGCAAUUGCCAUGGUGUAUUUUGUACAAGGAGUAUUAGGCCUUUCCAGGCUUGCUGUGAGUUUCUAUUUAAAAGAUGACCUUCAUCUUGAUCCUGCUGAGACAGCGGUGAUAUCUGGUGUAUCAGCAUUUCCGUGGCUUAUUAAACCUAUUUAUGGUUUUAUCAGUGACUCCUAUGCACUUUUUGGUUACCGAAGGAGGUCAUAUCUUGUUCUUUCCGGGCUUCUAGGGGCAGUUUCAUGGGGCUUGAUGGCAACUUUGGUGAACAGUAAAUAUAAUGCUGCUUUAUGUAUUCUUCUUGGCUCUCUUUCAGUUGCCUUUGCGGAUGUUGUUGUAGAUUCAAUGGUGGUGGAAAGGGCUCGGGGUGAGUCACAAAAUACAUCUGGAUCUCUUCAAUCUUUAUGCUGGGGAUUUUCUGCUUUCGGUGGUAUUGUGAGUGCAUAUUUUAGUGGCUCACUUGUGGAUGAAUAUGGUGUAAGGUUUGUUUUUGGAAUCACGUCAUUUCUUCCUCUUAUGACAUCUGCGGUGGCUGUUCUUGUCAAAGAACAGCCUCAAUAUGACACUUUAAGAGGUCAUAGUGUUUCUCAAUCAGUUCAAGGCUUAGUGGAGAACUCGAGACAGCACAUCUUACAGUUGUGGGUCACAGUCAAACAACCCAACAUAUUUUUGCCCACCUUAUUUGUAUUUUUAUGGCAAGCAACUCCACAGUCUGAUUCUGCCAUGUUCUUCUUUAUCACAAACAAACUUGGUUUCACUCCAGAAUUCUUAGGUCGAGUCAAGCUUGUAACUUCGGUGGCGUCCCUUCUGGGUGUUGCUCUUUAUAAUGGAUUGCUCAAAAACAUUCCCUUGAGAAAGAUCUUUUUCUGGACAACCAUUAUAGGUGCAGGUCUUGGGAUGACACAGGUAUUGCUUGUUACUGGACUAAAUCGACAGUUGGGUAUCAAUGAUGAGUGGUUUGCUAUUGGAGAUUCUUUGAUUCUAACUGUUCUCAGUCAGGCAUCAUUCAUGCCAGUACUGGUAUUAGCUGCAAGAUUAUGUCCACAAGGUAUGGAAGCCACUCUUUUUGCCACUCUGAUGUCCAUCUCCAAUGGAGGCAGCGUAGCUGGGGGCCUUAUUGGUGCUGUUCUCACUCAACUUUUUGGGAUCACAAAGGAUAGCUUCUCAAACCUUCCAAUGUUGAUAGUUCUUUGCAACCUGAGCUCCUUGCUUCCUCUACCUCUCCUUGGGCUCCUACCCAAUGAUGAUGCGGAUGCUGCCUCAUCAGGUAGCGGUGAAAAUUCUCUUGGCAACAUAGAGGAUCCAAAGGCAAACUAAGCAGACAGGGGCAUGAAUGCGAUUCCUGUGGACUUAGCUAUGGCAAGUUGCAGCCCUGCUAGAACGGUCUCCAAUCUCUUGACAAUCACAGUCGCCGCCUUCGAAUAUGAUGCCCCUUGAAGCUCAAAAUCAGGCAUGAGCACAGGACAAGUGUCUCAUAUACCAUCUCGAGUGCACUGAUAACAGGUGAUGGAUACCAAAUGAUUCUUGUGCACUCAUCAAACUAAUCACACCUACCUUUCUCAUUGUUCCACUUCUUGGACCUGACCUCACUUUCAUUUUAUAAACAUGAGAAUAUUCUCAUACAUGGGCUGCUUGUUUUUUGCUCCCAAAGACAAAAUCGUACCUUCCACUUCAAAUAAAGAAAGGAGAAAACAAAAAAUAAAUGGAGAGCACCUUAUGUGCAUGGCAAGUUCUCA
Amborella trichopoda is the source of this 2205-nucleotide messenger RNA. RefSeq names its product Major facilitator superfamily protein. The record is from RefSeq and is a predicted model, not a curated record. NCBI's taxonomy places the organism in Eukaryota, Viridiplantae, Streptophyta, Magnoliopsida, Amborellales, Amborellaceae. Gene Ontology annotation, cellular component: membrane.